This is a messenger RNA of Thecamonas trahens ATCC 50062, 2278 nucleotides long. RefSeq lists its product as uncharacterized. The transcript has a single exon. The record is from RefSeq and is a predicted model, not a curated record. Gene Ontology annotation, biological process: vesicle-mediated transport. Lineage: Eukaryota; Apusomonadida; Apusomonadidae. Gene Ontology annotation, cellular component: cytosol; endocytic vesicle. Gene Ontology annotation, molecular function: guanyl-nucleotide exchange factor activity; small GTPase binding. Bases 83 to 2278 code for a protein of 731 amino acids.
GGUUGCUGGGGAGCGGGAGGGUCAGGUGAGAGAGGGUGGCCGAGACGGACGGGCCGACGAUGGCGGUCAGCACGCGGUGGCUAUGGGCGAGUGGAUCCAGCUGCGGAAGGAGGUGCACUUGCGGAGAAUUCAGCUGGUCGAUGCCUGGGCGGAGGCUGCGGCAGGGGGUGGUCGGGCUGCCGUCCAUGGCGUGGGCAAGCUCAGCGUCGCGGGCAUGCUCGCGCUUCUCAAUGGCGGAGACGCGGUCAUCGCCUCGCUCAAGGAACGCCUGGUGGAGCUGGAGACGACGAUGCGUGAGAUGCAGAUGGCGAGAGCUCGCAGCUCGCGCACAGGCGGUCUGGCGUCGUCGGUCCAGAUUGUACGCGAGGCGUGGACUGGCGACGGUGGCCGCGCCGACGAGGCCGGCGCAACCACGCUCCGUACCCAGCUUGAGGCCAUUGUCUCGCCGCCGGGAACGGUCGAGGCGCUUAACAUCAAGGCCUUUAUCUCACUCUUUUACAGUGAAAGCGAGUCGGCGUCCACACCUGAGGUUUCCGAUGCCGAGCCCGAGCCCGAGGCCGGCGUAGGACAGUCCCUCGUCGACGAGUUCGACAUUGUGCAGGGCAGCUCCGGCGAGGUGCAGGCUUUCCUAGAGGCGCUGGCGGAUCUCGUGCUCUUCCGUCACCCGCAUAUCGAGGCCGACCGCGACGCGGUGGUCUAUGCGCUAGAGGACGUUGUCUUUCCGGCGAUUUACAACCGGGCGCUGCGGCUUGUGCGCGACGAGGCCGGCGACGCGCGGCUGGCUGCGCAGUGCAAGGCGUUUGGCCAUGUCACCCAGUCGCGGCUUGGCAUUGAGCCGCGAUACCAGUCUGUGCAACUGGUGCCGUUUGCGCUUCCGAUCGCGCUGCUCAAGGCAGUGUACGUGUCGGUGACCCCGUCUCGCAAGCUCCGUGCGCUGUUUGAAGCCGCACAAGCGCUGUUUGACGAGCUCCAUGCCGCCGUGCCCGAGACCCCGGUCUCAACGGACGUUUUUCUGCCCGCCUUUAUUUACGUCGUGAUCAAGGCCAACGUCCGCGGCCUGGCGACGACGCUUGCCUUUCUCAACCGAUACGCGCUUCACCAACUGUUGCUUGGUGAACUCGGCUUUGUUGUCUCCUCGCUCGAGCUCGCCGCCGAGUACGUCACCGGACUUGACGUUGACGCACUGCCUGCGCCCGAUGUUUGCCUUCAGGGUCGACCGUUUCUAGUUGCCGAGCGCGAGCGGUACCGGGCGUUCUGCGAUGCCGACGACAAGUUUGACUUUCGGCCCGGCCCGCCGGUGCGCGUCGCCGAUCACUGGCUGCUGGCAGUCCCGGCCUGGUUCUGGCACCCGCAGUACUUUGCAGCGACGCUAGUGGUGCCUGCAGGUAGCUUGGCGCUACCGGCCGCCACCAGCGGACCUGCCGUUGUCACCGGCGUGGUGACAGCCUCGUCGAACCUCGCGCCUGCCCAGGCCGCGUACAUCGACUCGGUGUUUUUCAGCCCACCUCCGCCACGGCAAGUGAUCAGCAUCGAUGUCUUUGACUACGAAGCCGUCGACGACUCGCCGCAAGCUGCGCUCAUCGUGGCCGGCGAUGCCGGGGCAGCGUUGCAGUGCGCGCCGGUCGCCACGGACACAGUGUUCUGGAUUCCCGGCGGCGAUUUUGACGCCGUCUCGCGGACUGUGUACACUGCAGUCAUGGCUGAGAAGCUCGGCAUUGUGGAUGGCUCGCACUACGCGGGUCACGUCGUUCCCGACGCUCUCCCGGGCGCCACAGUGGUGGCGUGGGAUGAGAGUCUGGGAUGUGGCGAGGAGCUUGCGGAAGCUGUUGCCGCUGCCUACGGUCCGUCUUGGGGUGCGCUGUGGAGCGAUGCCGAUGUGGGCAGCCGCGUUCGCGCCCUUGUUGUGGCGCUCCAGCACGCGCUGCACAUUCUCGACGCGCUCCCGGUCUUUGUCCCGGUCCAAGAGCAGUUUGGCUUUAUCCUCUCUGCCGCGCUCACUGCGUUCCAAGCCAAGCACGGCCUUGCCGCAAGUGGCGGGCGGCUCGAUCCGGCAGGCUACAGCGAUGUCAUGGGCGUUCUCGAGGCACGGCGAGCGCAUCUGGCGCGGCUUGGCCACCUCGAUCCGGACGCCAGCCUCGCCCAGCUCCUGCGCACCCCGCAACUCCUACGCGACGCGGUGCGCGCCUUUCAGCGGUCAGAAGAGCUGUUUGUGGACGGGCGCCUCGGUGCCAAGACUAUGGCCGCGCUCUCUUCCCAGCAUGGCGAGCUGGUUGCGUGA